Armigeres subalbatus is the source of this 5627-nucleotide messenger RNA. RefSeq names its product phosphatidylinositol 3-kinase regulatory subunit alpha (gene Pi3K21B). Gene Ontology annotation, biological process: signal transduction; regulation of GTPase activity. The coding region runs from base 1846 to 5382 and encodes 1178 amino acids. The record is from RefSeq and is a predicted model, not a curated record. Lineage: Eukaryota; Metazoa; Arthropoda; Insecta; Diptera; Culicidae. The transcript has 10 exons. Gene Ontology annotation, molecular function: protein binding; GTPase activator activity.
UUUCGUCGAGCAAUAUAGCAGCCUGGCAGCAGCAGCAGCAGCAGCAAGUCCUUCUUCGGGAGUCCCGGUGCAGCAGUCGUAGUCAUCGCCGUCGUAGGGAACACUUUGGAACACAAGUCGGUGUCGCGCUGUGGUUCGGUUUUUCUGAGUCGGAGAAAGUGAAGAAAGUGAGCCCCAAAGUUGGCCCAGUGUGGUGUGGUGUAACGUGAAUGACCAUCCUAGUGGGGACGGCAGCACUAUUGAGUAGUGAACCUAACCUAGAAAUUGAUAGGAAGAAACCAUCAGCUGAAGCAAAUAUGGCGAGCCGAAUUUGUAGGAAAAAGUGAUGUGGAACUUCGAGAAGAUUUUUUUUUUCGUUGCCCCACUCAACGACAUAGAAUCGAGCAGCGGAUUGAAGUGAGGUGAGGCGAGGGAUGAUUGCGUGAGGGACUGGGCUGGAGGUCCAAGAAGGGGGCUUAAGGCAGAGCAGCAAAAAAAGUGUGUUCAGUUUCCUUUGUGGAACUUUUUCAGUGUUUCUCGGGUGUGAGUGUAUGCGUGGAAGGCCUGUUUGGAAGUGAAGCUAUAACUUGUGUCAGUGUAUUUCGGAUCGUUUGUAUGAAUCGAGAAGGCAGCAGACGGCGAUUGUAUAGCAGCUCUUUGACAGUUCGCUUCACUGGAAUCGCUCGCCUAUGUGGAGGAGAGCCUGACUGAAUACACUGUGUGUAUAAUACGGAGGUACAUUGUGCAAAAGUGGUAUCGGUCGGGUUUUGAGAAGAGGAGAAAUAAAAAAACUAGUGACACCUCUUGUGCUGUGUGUUCCGACGACAACGGAAGCAACUCUAGCAUACAAAAUGGAAGCAGCAGCAGGUUCGACAGAUUCUUCCGGAAUCAAUACUUGAAGGCGUUGCCAGUGGAAAACGAAACGCAUUUUUGAAAAGAAUACAAUGGACGGCGAGGAACGACGAAGGUGUUACAUUUCCUCUGAUAGAUGUGCCUUAGGAAUUUCGAACGUGAAGAACUGUCAGACCGUCGAAUGAAGAAGCACCCAGCUGCUGGUUAUCAUCGACUUCGUGUCAUCAUCGUCAUACACCGUCUCGCGUUGGAGAUAGGCGGAACCGCAGCGAAAAGCGGAGAUAAUAUUGAAGAACGGAGUGUGUGACUUAAAGAGAAACGAGAAGCUUAACAUACCCAACGUACACACACCCCCUCUCGCUGAAUGGAAGAAGAAACGGUGUAAUAACUUUUCCUGUUCUAUUUCGCAUAACAUUUUGUACGCAUCCAGAUCGUUCAGAAGAAGCAAUUAUUCCCACUGUUUGUAAAGUAGAGAAGAUUACCGCAUCUAAUUGUGUCGCUGAUAAAAAACCGUGUUCCUCAGCGCCCCAAAUGGAAGAGACAAAACGAGGCACACUCACAAAUACUUAGCCCUCUGGUUCUUAGAUUUUCAACCCUCUGAAUGUGAUUACUUCGAUAGAGCAGCUCGCGCCGCUAGGGGCACCCAUCGAGUUGAUUAGGAACCUUAGAAAUUAGCAAUUUAAACAUUUGAUACGAGCGCAUCUGUCCCCGGUAGCGCUUCAGCUAGUUGCAUUAGUUGUGCUACAUCUGUGUCGUCUCGCCCCAUAUGGUGUUGGAGACACAGGCGAGGCAGGACAGCAAUCCGAUAGUUGUUGGACUAAGCCGCCGUCAUCGGCUGUGCGACGACGAGAGUGUAUUCGUCGUAUCGAGAAGAGUGGUAGCAGUGGUGGUAGCAGCAGCAGCAGGCCAGCAACAACCGCAACCAACUAACUACUACCAAAACGACCAAGACUUAAGUGUCAAUACGGUGGUCGGAGGUGGUGGUGGUGUUGUUGGGGCUGGUUCCAUACAAUAAUGGACAGCGGCGGCGAGGACAGCACUGUGAUCUACCGAGCGACCGUCAGCUACACUUCCGCCAAUGUCGAUGAGCUUAGCUACCAGAAGGAGGACAUCCUUGAGGUGUACAUCCCGAAAACGUCGAUCGGCGGUGGGGCGGCGUCGACGGGCAACAGCAGCACUACUGGUGGCGGAUGGUGUACGGCGAUCAAUACACGCACCAAGAAGAAUGGCUACGUACAAUUGCAAAACCUGCAGUGCUGCAACGACAACGGUGCCGGCAGUGGUAAUAGCAGCAGCAUGACAACCCCGAGCCAUUACAUACCAGUAGCCGGACUGGUUGCAGGAGGAGGGGACAGCAGUAGUGCCGUAGCCAUCGGUGGUAGCAGUAGCACUAGUAUUAGUAGUGGCAGCAGUAGUGAUCCGUGUGUCGGCGGAAGCAAUGGUACCGCAACAGCGGCAACGACGGUACCGCCGGUCGUCACGACCGUGGAGUCCACGAUGGCCAAACUCACGAUAACCAACAGUUCGAAGGAUGUGGGCAUCGGCGGAACGGGAAACGGUACGUCCGAAGAUAUCUACGUGUCGUGUGUGAACCCCGGAGCGGGUUUGGUUAAUAAAGUGGAUGAAUUAAGUAGUAAAAGCAUUAACAAAUACCACACGACAGUACCUGUUUAUUUUGUAACUCCUAUUAUCUGUUUAAUUUGUCGGGAUUACAUCUGGGGGCUCGGGCUGCAAGGACGACAGUGUAGACAAUGCUGGUCGUGUUUCCACAUUAAGUGCUUACCGCUAGCCGUUCACGAUAUGUGCCAAAGAAAUACCGACGUUUAUCCGAUGAUGCCGGCCACCUACAGUACCGACAAGUCAAUUAACGAGUGGACGUCAGCAAACGUUCUGGAAUGGAUGGCCGCGAACAACCUGUACACCUACGCUGACGUGUUCAAAGCGAAAGAUAUAAAAGGCUGUGAUUUAACGAACUUGGAUCGUGAUAAACUAGGACAAAUGGGUAUUAAAAAUGAAUUCCAUCAGCAAACAAUCCUAGCGUCCAUAAAGGAUUUGCUGACGAGUGCGGACAAGCCGAUCCAAAGCGGUGGAACGAUGCGGACCAUCAGCGGCGGAAGCGGAAUCGUGCUGAAGAUCGCCGGUGACGAUAGCAGCCUCUGCAGCAGCACCGGCGAUCCGGCGGCGGUUGGCAAGCACUCGCACGAGCUGGUCAACCAUUCGUUCUUGAAGCUGGUUAAAUGUGAUAAGUGUCAGCAGUACUUGCGCGGGCUGAUACAUCAGGGAUUGCUUUGCAAGCAGUGUAAUCUCAUUGUCCACCGGCAGUGCUCGGCCACGGGGCUUGUCGGGUUGCCGUGUACGGCAACAGCUGGAGCGGACAACGGUGGAAGUCGGACGGCAACGACAACGAUGUUGGCGCCCAGCCGAAUCCAGCCGGUGUUCGGGGUGGGGCUGUGCCAUCAGUUCAACGUGGACCAGCUGCCGGCACCGCAGAUCGUGAUAAUACUCUGCAACGAGCUCGAGCAGAAGGCGCUAUGCGAUGACAACCUAGAUCUGUACAAACUCUACCGGACGACACAGUCCAGCUACGACGAGGUGAACAAACUACGCGAAUCGCUCAACGAGAAUCUGAUCAAUACCGAUCUCAGCAGCUACACGCCUGAGUGUGUGGCCACGGUGCUGAAGAAGUUCCUGCGUGAGCUGCCCGACCCGAUCAUUCCGGUUCUGUUCUACGACAAAUUCGUGGAGGCCUCAAAGAUCAUCAGCGACACGGUGGCGGCGGAAACGCUGCGGCUGCUUAUUCACGAGCUGCCGGUUCACCACGGCAACACGCUCAAACACAUCAUGGUCCAUCUGAUACGAAUCUGUCGAAUGCAGUGCCAGCGGGGGAUUGAUAGUCAACCGACGAUACUUAUACAAGUAUGGUGCCAUAUACUGUUGCGACCUCCCUGGGAGAAAAUUGUUCAAAUCGUGUCAAACACGGAAAACCACCUGCGAAUAAUGGAGCUGCUACUGUACAAAAUCGACUGGAAGGAGAAACUACCGGAGUUUGCAUCGGCACCAGCGGUGCCUCCGCGGAAAAUUUCCCGCAGCGCUGCGGGCCUCCAACAACAGCAACAACAAUCGCAGCAAUCCUUCCUGCAGCAGAUCCCUAGUUCUUCUUCGUCGUCAUCUUCUUCCCAGUCAUCCGGCAGUCUGCGGAAGCCACCAGCCAUUACGUCUCCGGCAGCUGUGAUACCGUCGCCCCUGAUCGGAGGGGCGAUCUACAAUAAUUCCGGCAUCAGUAGUGGUGGUAGUAGCGGCAGUGGCACCAUCGGAUCCACUGCUGGCGACGCUCGAGGGACGGCUAUGUUCCGGAUGGUGGGCGACGCGGACACGCCCGCCGACCUACGGGGAGCCGAAUGGUACUGGGGUAAAAUAUCUCGAGACGAGGUCAAGGAGAAGAUGACCGAUGCGGCGGAUGGGUCGUUCUUGGUGCGAGACGCCACGAGCGGAAAUGGCGAGUACACGCUCACACUCAAGAAGGAUGGAACCGAUCGUGUGAUCAAGAUCUUCCACACCAUGGACAAGUACGGUUUCACGAAGGAAGGCAGCCACAACAGUGUGGUCGACCUGAUCAAUUUCUACCGGAACGUAUCGCUGAAAGAGUACAACACCAUCCUGGAUAUAAAGCUGCUGUUUCCGAUCUCACGAUUCGAAGACGAUAACUACAUUAGCAGCGUCGGGGAUGACACCCCUCGAUUAGCGCAGAAGUUCAUCGAGAUAUCGCAAACGCUGAACGAGAAACUUCACGAGCGAGAAAAACUGCAGGAGGAUCUCAACUUGUCCAAAAACCAAGUCGAUUUGAAAAAGCAAGCUCAGGAAGCGUUCAUCGAAGCGGAAAAGUUGUUUCAGGACCAACUGGCGAUACAGGCCAGAUUUGUGAGCGAGGCGCAGCCUCACGAAAAACAGGGCAUCAGCACCAACAACAAGCUGAUCCGGGACCGGAUGCAGGAGCUGAACCAGUGCCGGGACCAACUGCAGGAAGAUAUGAAGAACGAGAAAACACGAAUCUGGCAGCUGGAGCGAGAAAUCAACAAGCUCAAUCCGAUAAUCAUGUCUCUCAGCAAGGAAAAGUCCGGCUACAACGAGGAACUGAAACGGCAGGGCGUGACCGAGAGCCAAAUCAAACAGAUGGAAACGGAUGGUUAUUUCUCGCACAGCCAGGGCAGCCAGGACAUGCCGCACAACGACGAAACCACCUGGCUGGUGCCGACGUUCAACCGAACGGACGCGGAGAAGGAACUGGCGCCGAAGCCGAACGGGACGUUCGUGAUACGAUCGGGCAGCGGCGGCCACUAUGCUCUCUCGAUCAAGUGCAACGAUACCGUCAACCACUGCAUUAUCCAGCAGACGGAGCGGGGCUUCGGCUUUGCGGAACCGUACAACAUCUACGAUUCGCUCAAAUCGCUGGUGCUGCAUUACGCCACCAACUCGCUGGAGGAGCACAACGACACGCUGCAGACGACGCUCAAGUACCCGCUGCUGGCCGCCAACAAGCAGCAGUCCACCUAGGGAGGGAGGCCGGCUUUCGUUACGGACGGUAGGACGAACAAACGUUGUUUUCGUACAGUUGCCUGAGUUCGCAUGGGAUGACGGUAGGCAAUCGUUUUAAUUUUUCUCACCUGCGGUGAGACCUUUCCUUUUUUUAAACUAGAUGUUUAUUCAACGUUGGGAAUCGCUGUUAACAGUCUUUUUUUUAAGAACUCUGUAGCUAGGAAGUUAUGAAAUACAGACAUUAGUUACGUUUUGAUUUGAAA